AAGGUUUAUGCACAUAGAAUUGGAACAAAUCAAUUAGAUGAUAUACUUAUUUAUGAAGAAUUAGAUGAUACAAUAUUUGUAGACAUUACAAGUUCAAAAGAUGGAAAUUAUAUAACCAUUAAUUCAAAUACCCUUUCAUCUUCUGAAGUUAGAGUUGUAGAUGCUAAAUAUACAUUCGAAAAUAAAUUAUUACCACAACUUCGACUUGUUGAACCUCGUCAACCAGGCAUUGAAUAUUACGUAGAUCAUCAUAAUGACACAUUUUAUAUAUUGACAAAUGCUGAUAAUGCAAAAAACUUCAAAUUAGUAAAAACACCUGAUAAUGCAAUAGCAAAGUCCAAUUGGAAAGAUGUCAUUACGAUGCAGCCUACUGAGAAAAUAGAAGAUGUUGAUUUAUUUAAAAAUAACGUCAUUAUUUAUGGUCGAAAAGAUGGACUUCCAAUGAUAUUAUGUUAUGAUCUUGAUCUGAAAAAAACGCAUCAACUCGAAUUACCAGAGAAAUUUUGUGUUUUAAAUCCAGGCACUAAUUUGGACUUUAAUACAGAUAAAUUUCGAUUUUCAAUCACUUCCCCAUUUAUGCAUGAAUCUACGUAUGAAUACAAUAUGUCGACUCAUACAUUAAGCCCUAUUAGAGUCCAACUUAUUCAAAGUAAGUGUAUAUGCGUAAAUCCUGUAUUAAUGAAAUCUUAUGGCGCUUAUGGUACAUCUACUGAUGUUGGAUUCCGAAUAGAACAAUUCCCUUUGAUAGAACGUGGAUGGGUCAUUGCAUUAGCUCACGUUAGUUUCAAGGAUUUUAUAUCGGUUGCAGAACAUUUAGUAAAAUACAAAGUAACCUCGCCUAACUAUCUCACUGCUAUGGGAACAAGUGCAGGUGGUCUACUGGUGGGUGCUAUGCUACAUAUGAGGCCUGAUCUUUUUAAAGCACUUGUUCUAAGAGUGCCUUUUGUAGAUCCAUUAUCUUCCAUGCUAAAUCCUAAAUUACCAUUAACUCAGAUUGAAUAUCCUGAAUGGGGGAACCCUUCCAGAAACCCUAAAGCCUAUGAUCUUAUCAAAUCUUAUUCACCUUACGAAAAUAUCAACAUGAACCUAUUUCAAACACAUCAGCAACUUCCCUCGUUGUAUAUUACGGGUGGUAUGAAGGAUCAACGUGUAGCUUAUUGGCAGCCUUUAAAGUUUGUAGCAAGACUUCGACAUUUUAUGCCACCUCAACAAGAAAACAACAAGUCCAUCGUCUUACUUAAAAUGGAUUUAGAUAGCGGUCACUUUGGAGGAAAUCAUGGGGAGCAAGAAUCAAGAUUAUCUGAUGUCGCUGAACAAAUAGCCUUUUUAAUAACUCAAGUGCAACAUGUUUAA
Messenger RNA from Cokeromyces recurvatus, 1353 nucleotides. Its product is annotated as prolyl oligopeptidase family-domain-containing protein. Lineage: Eukaryota; Fungi; Mucoromycota; Mucoromycetes; Mucorales; Mucoraceae. The annotation marks the transcript as partial. The transcript has 7 exons. The record is from RefSeq and is a predicted model, not a curated record. Gene Ontology annotation, biological process: proteolysis. Gene Ontology annotation, molecular function: serine-type endopeptidase activity.